Molecule: messenger RNA, 1623 nt
Organism: Mesorhabditis spiculigera
Lineage: Eukaryota; Metazoa; Nematoda; Chromadorea; Rhabditida; Rhabditidae
Source: the annotation of a GenBank genome assembly
AUGGCCGUCGGCUUCUUCACCGGCAUGAAGCAUUCGCUCGUGUUCGCCAUCAUGAUGUUGGUGUUCCUCGGCGAGGUGUUCUUCAUGGUCAAAAAAUUUCUCCAAUGGCCCACGCAGAUCGAUACCGUCAUCUCAUAUUCGCAACUUCCAUUCCCCGCAGUAACGAUCUGUAACCUAAAUCCCUACAAGUAUACCGUCGUCAGCAACACGGCGAAUACACAAUUCGACCAGGUCCGUGCACUAAUAGCAGCGUCGGUGAACGCGAUGAAGGACAACUACCAGCAGAGCUAUAGCGGUGGCACGGAUCGUUGGGGAAUUCAGGCCCUAUGGGACCAACCGUACGAGCUGGAGACGACGAUCAAGGACUCGCUGAUCAUCGAGAUGGCCGCGUUGAGUGAUGCGGAACGACAAGCCGCCCUGUACGGCUACGACGAGCUGGUCACCGAGUGCACGUUCAACUCGAAAUCUUGCAGCGGCGUCGACUUCACGAGCUUCGUCGACCCGGUCUACGGCGCCUGCUACUCGUUCAACGGCGCCGGCUCCUCGGAUAACGCCACCUACCAGAGCUCUCGUGCCGGCAUGCGCUUCGGGUUGAAGCUGCUAAUGACUCCUACCCAAACCGAACCUUCCGGGCAGGCCGACGUUCUGCCGACUACGCAACUGUCCGGGGCCAGGGUUUCUGUACAUACGCAGGGAGCUUUCCCAUCCCUCGAAGGCUCGGCCAUCAGCGUCGGUGUCGGCUACUUGACUGCGGUCUCGAUUUCAAUGACAUCCACGAGCCGCAUGAAGAGCCCCUACGGAACGUGUGUCGAUCGAGAGCCGUCGAGUACAGACUAUUACCAACAGUACCUGUACUCCAUGGAGACGUGCUACUUGGGGUGCAAGCAGAGGUACAACGUCGAUAAGUGCAACUGUGCUCAUCCACGAUUUGCAUCCGGCUCGGGGCAGGCGAUUUGCGACUAUAAUGCAGUGGCCUGCAUCCAAACCCUGAAAGGAGAUCAACUCAGCGCCACCCAGAAGAAUAUUGACGCGAUGACGGAUUGCUCCUGUGCCCCGCCAUGCGAACAAACUGGCUUUGGUACCACGACUUCGCUGGCCGCCUUCCCUGCCCUCAGCUAUUACGUAGCUGCCGAUUCGUCAGCUGCAGAUGCGAUCGGCUCCUGCCAACCGGGCACCGCCCAAUUCGCCGGGACCGGCACGAAUGCGUCAAAAGCCGAGGAGUGCCGAGAGUGGUAUGCCCAGAAUUCGCUGCUCCUCCAGGUCUUCUACGACUCGCUCAACUACCAGCACUACCAGGAGAAUGCUAAUUAUGGUAUCUCACAAGUCCUCAAUGAUCUCGGUGGCCACGCUGGACUUUGGCUGGGAUUGUCGAUUAUUUCGGUUGUCGAGAUUUGCGGCCUCUUCUGCGUGCUUUGCCUGUACUGCUUCGGCGGCCGGAAGAAGCUCAUCGACCCGUCCAUGCUGAAUAGCGACCCGAGGAUGAGGGAUUUGGAUGACCUAAAACACGACCUCGACAAUAUGGAGGCCGACGAUAAGCACAAGGAGGCGCAGGCUGCGGAGCAAGCGGCAAAGGAGGCCAAGGAAGAAGCGGCGGCGGGAGCAGCAGCUAUGGCAGCGCCUAAA